Penicillium coprophilum is the source of this 363-nucleotide messenger RNA. RefSeq lists its product as uncharacterized. The transcript is spliced from 2 exons. The coding region runs from base 1 to 363 and encodes 120 amino acids. The record is from RefSeq and is a predicted model, not a curated record. NCBI's taxonomy places the organism in Eukaryota, Fungi, Ascomycota, Eurotiomycetes, Eurotiales, Aspergillaceae.
AUGCCACCAACCCAAUUGACCCGGAUUCCACAAACGGUCCUUGACCUCGGCGGCGAGCUAGAGGAAUUAGUCUACAUCAAGACAGCAAUUGGAAUCUACGACCGAAGCAUGUUGGCAAUCAUCAAUUCGACAACCACUCCCGCACAGCUCAAUCUCCACCGCGGAUCCUGGCUACAGGCCAAGGUGAAAGUGGCAUCUUUGCACCGGAGCAUCGUGGCGGAUUUCAAUCGAUUGCCCCGUCAUAUGAAACGAACCUUUGUGAGGUCUUAUCGUUCGACUUUAAAUGAGCAUGGGUUUCGGCCUUCGGCUGAUGAUUUGGAGAUUACUCGUCCUGGUAGUAGGAGGAUUGUUAUUGUGCUUUGA